Molecule: messenger RNA, 1823 nt
Organism: Xenopus laevis (African clawed frog)
Lineage: Eukaryota; Metazoa; Chordata; Amphibia; Anura; Pipidae
Gene: rhof.L
Product: ras homolog family member F (in filopodia) L homeolog
Biological process (GO): actin filament organization
Cellular component (GO): plasma membrane; cytoplasmic vesicle; endomembrane system
Molecular function (GO): G protein activity; GTP binding; GTPase activity
Source: RefSeq, marked provisional
GUGGAACUGCAGCUGCAGCAGGUAUUUUCUCAGUCGCCUUAUGGACUACGUCUGAGCGCCAAAAUAACGAUGACACAACCAAAUGGAACCGUAAGCAACGGGACCAGGGAGGCCGGGAAGAGCCGAGAAAAACGCAGGAGGGAAGUAAAGAUAGUUAUAGUUGGAGACGGGGGCUGUGGCAAGACCUCUCUGCUCAUGGUGUAUGCAAAGGGCUCCUUCCCUGAGCAAUAUGCCCCUUCUGUGUUCGAAAAGUACACCACCACAAUUACCAUUGGAAACAAGGAAUAUUUUUUGCACCUGUAUGAUACAGCAGGUCAAGAGGAUUAUGACAGGCUACGUCCCCUGUCGUAUCAAGAUGUCAAUUUGGUUUUAAUAUGUUACGAUGUUACAAACCCCACCAGUUUUGAUAAUGUGCUAAUAAAGUGGUAUCCAGAGGUUAAUCACUUUUGUCGAGGGGUUCCCAUAGUGCUUAUUGGGUGUAAAACAGACCUCCGAAAAGACAGAGAACGACUACGCAAGCUUAGGACCUUACAGCAGGAACCAGUUACUUAUUUUCAGGGUGAAGACACGUGUAAAAGUAUACAGGCUGUAGAAUAUCUAGAAUGCUCUGCCAAGUACCAGGAGAACAUAGACAAUGUUUUUAAAGAGGCCACUUUAAUUGCAUUAAAUGGUAUGAAAAAAGAACAGAAGCUGAAGAGGAAACAGAAGAAUUGCUCGGUUCUCUGAGUCAGACUCUUUGUACCAGCUCAGUUCCACACCAUCUCCCAUCACUGGCACUUCAAUUUAACGGUCAGGACUGUCUCGGCUGUAAAUAUAUCUUAUCAUUUUAAUAUGAACAUUUUCCAAUAUUUUAUUCACAACGACAUGUUUUUCAUUUAAGAUGGGACUGUUACAACUCUGCUUGGCCAUUCAUGCCUUUUACGGGAUUGCAAGUGUGGUGGAUGCACGUCGAAUUCCAUAAGGAUUUUUAUUUUAGUACUUAAAGGAAUAGUAACAUCAAAAAAUUAAAGUGUUUUAAAGUAAUAAAAAUAUAAAACAGUGUUGCCCUGCACUGGUAAAACUGCUGUGUUUGCUUAAAAAACACUACUAUUGUUUAUAUAAAUGAGCUGCUGUGUAGCAAUGGGGGCAGCCAAUCAAAGGAGAAAAGGCUCAGGUUACACAGCAGAUAAGCUCUGUAGAACAUAAUGUUAUCAGUUAUCCACUAUUUAACUUGUGCCAUUUAGCCUUUUUUCAAUUUCCACCAUUGCUACACAGCAGCUUGUUUAUAUGAACUAUAGUAGUAGUGUUUCUGAAGCAAACAGGUCAGUUUUACCAGUACAGGGCAACACUACAUUACAUUUUCAUUAUCUUAAAACAAUUACAUUUUUAGGUGUUACCGUUCCUUUAAGUGCCUAGCAGCAAACUGCCUGUAUUUAUGUUUUAAAUACCAGAAAAAAAGAUAAUGAAGAGUCUUUUUAGUUCUUCAGCCUGAGAAGAAUGAGCUAUUGGGAGUGUCAUACCUGGAGACAGCAAUCUGUUUAGCUACAGAUGUUCCAGAGACGUUGACAGACAUAAGCUUUGAUGUGGUUUAAGACUGAGAUAGGCUGCAACGGACUACUUGGUCUGGCCCUGUCAAAAAUUCCACAACACAUCUAGAAUUACUGAUGUUUUUUUUUCAUUUAAAAAUUAUGUGUAGUUUUUCUUGUAGUGAACCAUUCAUAAAUAUGUAAUAUGUAUGUGAAGUCCUAGUCACUAUAAGAGACCGGGUGGGGCUUCAGUUAGACAGAUAAAAGAUGAAACAUCAGAAGCGUUAAAUACAAAUAAUAACUAAAAAAAAAAAAAAA